AUGGCGUCACCCAGUUUCGUAGAUGGAGCUAAAACCUCGUUAUUUUACUUGCCCGUUGAGGAGCAGACAUUAGGCUCCAGUACUGAGUCUUUCACUUCCUGUGGAGUCUGGUUCCCUCAACUACACUUUCUACAACUGUGUGUGGGGUGGGACGAAGAAAAUGGGCUGGAGACUUACUUUCUGGGACAUGCCCUGGCUGUUCUGCACGAGAUCCUUCGGCAGAUCUUCAGCCUUUUCCAGACAUAUGUUCUUCUGGGCGUUUGGGAGGAAAACCAUCUAGAAAGAGUCCUAGCGGCGCUUCACCAACAGCUGAAGUACGUGGAGUCGCUAACGGGACGACAAGCAGAGCAGAAAAGCAGUAGCUUGAGUGUGCAGAACCUUAGGUUACAGAUUAAAGCGUACUUCCGGAGGAUCCACGACUACCUGGAAAAGCAGAGGUCCAACAGCUGUGCCAGGGUCAUUGUCCAGAUAGAAGCCAACCGCUGUAUGUUCUUUGUGCUCAGGCUCACGGGAUGGCUGAGCAAACAAACCAGACCCUUGAACACUGUGAAGCGAGAGUCAACAGUGGACUUUAAAGGCACAGGUGGAACCAAGACUUCCAAGAUGAAGUAACAUGCUUGAAGUAAGACAGUGAGUCCCAGAGCUAGCAGAAGCCACAGCAGAAGGCCCAUUCCAAGGUACCCCAACUUGUGGCUCAAAAAAGCUGUUCUGCUGCGAUACUGUUGCAAAAUAAUCACUUGUAAUAAUACUUCUCUUCUAGCUUUGUCAUGCCCUCUGAAUCCCAAACUAAAGAAAAGACAUUUCCCCUCCUCUAGACACCCCUUUCUGCAGGAGCUGCUAGGAAUCCUCGGGGCCAAAGAAAAUUCCCAAGAAACAGAAGACAGGAUAGAAUUGGGAGGUCUGUCUGGUCAUGCCGAAGCAGCCAAACAGCCCCAAUUUAUCCCAGAAAGUGCUUAUAUACAAAAGCAGAAGAAAGCACAGCACAGACAGUCAAUAUCUAACCACAAGACCAUUCCUGUCCUUGGGGGAGCAGCCUCCUCUCUAACAUGUGCUGGCUGCUCGGAAGCAGCCUCACUUUCUAUCUUGAUGUUCCUGAGCUUUGUCGUCAGCAGUACACUGUCUACUAGACAGAGUGUUCUUUCCUCGUGGACUAAAUCAGAAGUCUCUCACAGCCCUCAAGGUUAUUGGAAAAGGCAGAGCAAGCAAGCUUGAACUCAAAUGGCCUAAGUCAGAAAUGACUCCAGGUGGAAACGGAGACACACAUGGGUUCCCACACCUUUACUCAAAACUGAGAAACGGAAUGCUCUGUGAACGGUGAAGAGUGAAAAAAGCCAUGGCUGCUAUCACACAAGAGCGUAGAGUAAGCCAGGCAAUGGUGGAGCACACCUUUAAUCCCAGAGCUUGGGAGGUGGAGACAGAGAAGGCCAACAUGGUCUACAGAGUGAGCUCCAGAUGGCCAGGGCUACACAGAGAAACCAUCUGGGGGCAGGGGUGCAGUUAGAGUAAAACCAUCUCUGGUUCUGAACAGCAUUCAGUAAAAGAGAGGGAAAUGGAGAUGGGGGGGGACUGCCCACCUCUUUUAUGGAGGUGGGGGAUGACUCUGAAGUGUAACCACAGCCCUGGAUAUGGAGGGCACAGCCUGAAAUUCUAUCUCUACUGAAAAAAAAAAUAAAUGCUAUCUGAAUUUCUCUGAGUAAAUGGACUUAGAGUCCAUUUGGGCUGUGAGUGACGCUGGGUGAGCCAAUCAAAUGGCUCAAUUUUUCCCAUUGUUUUUUUUUCUUUAAAAUAUUCUAUGAUGCCGCUAAUGGGAAAGGGAAAAUAAUGGCUUCCACAAACUACAAAGAGAAGUAUGUAGCUGUGUCCAAAAGGAAAAUGGGAUUAGUGACCACCGAGCAGUGGUUCUGACCCAUAUCAUAUACAUUCACGUGACCAGAUAGUCCUGCUUCUCCCUGUCCCUCGUGUAGGGCACCCCAUUAUUCCUCUCGUUGCCAUGGCCAGGUAACUAACAAGAAGUGACUUAUGGGAGGAAGGGCUUAGUUGACUCUCAGUUCAAGGGGUCACAGCCCAGCGCAGUGGGCAUAGCAUAGCAGGGCGGCGGGCAUGUGAGCUCACAGUCAAGAAGCAGAGAGCAGACAGAAAUUGGGUCAAGCUAGCAAACUUCAGCACCCAAUCUCAGUGACUCAAAGUGUCUAUGGCAUUCUAUGUCCUACUUUCUUCAACUUUCCCAAACAGCUCCACCAGCUGGGGAGCAAGGAGUCAAACACCUGCACCUGUGGGAAACCACAAGCACACACACACUGACCUGCAGGGCUGCUCUCAAGGGCUUUCCAGUAAUCCCUUCGAGGGCGGGGUCCAGAAUAUUUACAUCCUACACAGUCCUCUUCACAACGGUGGGUGUGGCCUUGUGCACUGUAGAAAUAGGACAAUGAUGACAAAAGCCAACACUUUGGGACGUAGAAGGUAAACUGAUUUUAUGGCUCAUUGUUGGGUGCCGAGACAGUAGGGUGGCCCACUGUUGGGUGCCGAGACAGUAGGGUCACCCACUGUUGGGUGCCAAGACAUGUAGGGUGGCCCACCGUUAGGUGCCAAGACAGUGAAGGUGACCCACUGUUGGGUGCUGAGACCAUAGGGUGGCCCACUGUUGGGUGCCCAGACAGGUAGGACACAUUCGUGAAUUUGUAGAGUAUUUUCAGGAGUUAGGCAGUGCUCCCGCCCUUACAUUGAUAAGCUUUCCACAUUUUUUUCUCCCUAAUCUCUGAUGUUGCUCUCUGGGACAUUCCUCCUCAUCUGUGACAGUCUUUCUAUGAGUUCUUCAAUAUCGUGGUUGAACCUAGGACCUCACUCAAGCACUCUAUGUGCCUUGCCCCUUUUUUCCUUUCUGUUUUCAGGGUACACAUUUUGAGAUGACAACUCACUACCUUGCACUCACUCCACAAUUCAGGCAAGGCUUUGAAUUUGAGAUUUGGAACAGCUGAGUUAGAGCUUGUGCCACCAAACCAUUUAACUAUUGCACCUGGCUGAAUGCAGAAUGGCUAUAAUAGACCUUCUAUGCGUUUUCAUUCAUUCACUUACCCUUCGUUGCUUUCGUCAAAUAAUUUAUUAUUUUAAAACUACUGUAUGAGCACAUGAACACUGAAAAGACAAAAUGAAAAAAACUUACUAAUGAGCAUCAAGGACAGAAAUUCUUUUUUUUUAACUUAGUUAAAAUAUAGUUAUAUCA
Alexandromys fortis (reed vole) is the source of this 3220-nucleotide messenger RNA. RefSeq names its product interferon epsilon (gene Ifne). Gene Ontology annotation, molecular function: cytokine receptor binding. NCBI's taxonomy places the organism in Eukaryota, Metazoa, Chordata, Mammalia, Rodentia, Cricetidae. Gene Ontology annotation, biological process: defense response. The record is from RefSeq and is a predicted model, not a curated record. Gene Ontology annotation, cellular component: extracellular region.